This is a messenger RNA of Paramisgurnus dabryanus, 3369 nucleotides long. RefSeq lists its product as uncharacterized. Gene Ontology annotation, molecular function: G protein-coupled receptor activity; calcium ion binding. Gene Ontology annotation, biological process: adenylate cyclase-activating G protein-coupled receptor signaling pathway. NCBI's taxonomy places the organism in Eukaryota, Metazoa, Chordata, Actinopteri, Cypriniformes, Cobitidae. The record is from RefSeq and is a predicted model, not a curated record.
AUGAGUCCGACUUCAAACUACAUGAUUGAUGUUGAUGUGAGAUUCUUUGACUCGUCUCUUGUGAACUACUUACGACAUCUGAUCACAAAUAUUAACUUUCCUCUCGCUCUGAGCAACAACAUAAAUGUCAUAGAUAUCGACAUGACUACUGUGUGUGGAUUAAAUGGCACAGAAUAUGAGUGUAAGUGUGAGGAGCAUCAUGUCUGGUCCAAUGACACCUGUGAGGUCUAUCAGGUGUGUGAUGGGAUUGUGGGAGGAACUUGUGGAUGUAUUCAAGGUCUCCCUUCAGAGGGUCAACUUUGCCAGAGAGACAUAAAUGAAUGUGAAGAUGCACAGUCAGUGUGUGGUCAAAACUCAGAUUGUAUUAACACCAUUGGGAGUCACAUUUGUUCAUGCUGGAGUGGAUUUGCUCCCUUGUAUAAAGACAUUUCUGUGAGCGUCAACAACUCAUGUGUCCGGACUCAACCUUUAACUGAAUAUCUGAUUGAAAUUGAGAUCAAUACCCUGAAUCCUGCCAUCAUUGAUCAGCUGAGGGUCCUUCUGUUGUCUUUCAAUUUACCCUACACACUCACUGACAACACAAACAUUACAGAAAUCAACAUAACUACUGUCUGUUCUUUGAAGGAAAUUGGAUAUCAGUGUAAAUGUGAGGGUCUGUUUGUUUGGCCAAUUGACACGUGUCAUUCAUAUGAGACCUGUGAUAACAUCACUGAUGGUGUGUGUACAUGUAUCAAUGCUCUUCCAAACAAUGGACAGUUCUGCCAGUUAAAGAAAGGGCCGACUUCAAACUACAUGAUUGAUGUUGAUGUGAGAUUCUUUGACUCGUCUCUUGUGAACUUCUUACGAAAUCUGAUCACAAAUAUCAACUUUCCUCUCGCUCUGAGCAACAACAUAAAUGUCACAGAUAUCGACAUGACCACUGUGUGUGGAUUAAAUGGCACAGAAUAUGAGUGUAAGUGUGAGGAUCAUCAUGUCUGGACCAAUGACACCUGUGAGGUCUAUCAGGUGUGUGAUGGGAUUGUGGGAGGAACUUGUGGAUGUAUUCAAGGUCUUCCUUCAGAGGGUCAACUUUGCCAGAGAGACAUAAAUGAAUGUGAAGAUGCACAGUCAGUGUGUGGUCAAAACUCAGAUUGUAUUAACACCAUUGGGAGUCACAUUUGUUCAUGCUGGAGUGGAUUUGCUCCCUUGUAUAAAAACAUUCCUGUGAGCGUCAACAACUCAUGUUACCGGACUCAACCUUUAACUGAAUAUCUGAUUGAAAUUGAGAUAAAUACCCUGAAUCCUGCCAUCAUUGAUCAGCUGAAGAGACUUCUGAUGUAUUUCAAUUUACCCUACACACUCACUGACAACACAAACAUUACAGAAAUCAACAUAACUACUGUCUGUUCUUUGAAUGAAAUGGGAUAUCAGUGUAAAUGUGAGGGUCUGUUUGUUUGGCCAAUUGACACGUGUCAUUCAUAUGAGACCUGUGAUAACAUCACUGAUGGUGUGUGUACAUGUAUCAAUGCUCUUCCAAACAAUGGACAAUUCUGCCAGUUAAAGAAAGGGCCGACUUCAAACUACAUGAUUGAUGUUGAUGUGACAUUAUUUGAUUCGUCUCUUGUGAACUACUUACGACAUCUGAUUACAAAUAUCAACUUUCCUCUCGCUCUGAGUAACAACAUAAAUGUCACAGAUAUCGACAUGACUACUGUGUGUGGAUUAAAUGGCACAGAAUAUGAGUGUAAGUGUGAGGAGCAUCAUGUCUGGUCCAAUGACACCUGUGAGGUCUAUCAGGUGUGUGAUGGGAUUGUGGGAGGAACUUGUGGAUGUAUUCAAGGUCUCCCUUCAGAGGGUCAACUUUGCCAAAGAGACCUAAAUGAAUGUGUGGAUGCACAUUCAGUGUGUGGUCAAAACUCAGAUUGUAUUAACACCAUUGGGAGUCACAUUUGUUCAUGCCGGAGUGGAUUUGCUCCCUUGUAUAAAGACAUUCCUGUGAGCGUCAACAACUCAUGCAAAGAUGUGAAUGAAUGUGUUGAGAUUCCUGAGGUCUGUGGUCCAAACUCAAUCUGCAACAACACUGCUGGGAGUUACAAUUGCUCCUGUAUGAGUGGAUAUAACAUCACAGACCCGAAUCUCCCUAUUAACAUCAGUAACCCAUGCACAGAUAUUUAUGAAUGUCUUGACCCAUCAUCAGUGUGUGGGCCGAACGCUUACUGUCACAAUUACAAUGGAAGUUACUCGUGCGUUUGUUGGACAGGAUAUAACAUCACUGAUGUAUCUCACAAUAUUAGUAACAGUAACCCAUGCAAUGAUGUAAAUGAAUGUGAUGAGAUUCCUGAGAUCUGUGGUCCAAACUCAAUCUGCAACAACACUGCUGGGAGUUACAAUUGCUCGUGUAUGAGUGGAUAUAUUGUAGCAGACACUGACCUCCCUAUAAACAUCAGUAACCCAUGCACAGCAAUUCAACCUUUAACUGAAUAUCUGAUUGAAAUUGAGAUAAAUACCCUGAAUCCUGCCAUCAUUGAUCAGCUGAGGAGGCUUCUGAUGUCUUUCAAUUUACCCUACACACUCACUGACAACACAAACAUUACAGAAAUCAACAUAACUACUGUCUGUUCUUUGAAUGAAAUGGGAUAUCAGUGUAAAUGUGAGGGUCUGUUUGUUUGGCCAAUUGACACGUGUCAUUCAUAUGAGACCUGUGAUAACAUCACUGAUGGUGUGUGUACAUGUAUCAAUGCUCUUCCAAACAAUGGACAGUUCUGUCAGUUAAAGAAAGGGCCGACUUCAAACUACAUGAUUGAUGUUGAUGUGAGAUUCUUUGACUCGUCUCUUUUGAACUACUUACGAAAUCUGAUCACAAAUAUCAGCCUUCCUCUCGCUCUGAACAAUAACAUAAAUGUCACAGAUAUCGACAUGACUACUGUGUGUGGAUUAAAUGGCACAGAAUAUGAGUGUAAGUGUGUGGAUCAUCAUGUCUGGUCCAAUGACACCUGUGAGGUCUAUCAGGUGUGUGAUGGGAUUGUGGGAGGAACUUGUGGAUGUAUUCAAGGUCUCCCUUCAGAGGGUCAACUUUGCCAGAGAGAUGUGAAUGAAUGUGAAGAGAUACCUGAGGUCUGUGGUCCAAACUCAAUCUGCAACAACACUGCUGGGAGUUACAAUUGCUCGUGUAUGAGUGGAUAUAAUGUAACAGACCUGAACCUCCCUAUAAACAUCAGUAACCCAUGCAAAGAUGUGAAUGAAUGUGAUGAGAUUCCUGAGAUCUGUGGUCCAAACUCAAUCUGCAACAACACUGCUGGGAGUUACAAUUGCUCGUGUAUGAGUGGAUAUAAUGUAACAGACCUGAACCUCCCUAUAAACAUCAGUAACCCAUGCAUAGGUAUGAGCUGA